GUUGCACCGACAAGAGAGAGAUAAGCUCAAACACAUAACAUUUUUACGACUGCAUAUUAAAUGGUGUGGACAAUUAACUUUUCGAUAUACAGGCGUAACUAUAAUGAAAAAAGAACCAGGUUUUGGCUCUUAAAAUCCUAUCAUCGUUUCGCAGUUUACUAAGAUCCUCAUAUACAACUCGAUUAAUGAUACACGGUUACCACAAGUUUUUUACGACGAAGGUGGCAAACAAACAUACAGCCCGUUUGAUGGUAAACGGUUAUGGAUGCCUGCAACUCUAAGGGUGUCAAUGCGCGUUGCCAAACCUAUUCCAUUUGAUGACUCUGUAAUCACCUUGUAAUUUAAUAUGUUCGUAAAUUCCCUGGCAAUAGUAAAUAGAAAGUGACAGAGAUUGUUACAAUAUCUAUUGUCACCUUCAAUCUGAUAAGCAGUAAAGCCCCCAAAAAGAGGUAAAGGAAACUUCUGCUCAAAGCUAAUUAGUUAAUGGUGCUUGUGAAAAUAAAAUUUAAGACUAAAUAUCUCGUAACUAUACUACGAUGCGAAUAUUUCAAAAGGACUAUUUCUGAAUUUCUUAAUAUGUUCGUAGGAACCCAUUUAAAAUAGCAUAUUGCAUAGUACCUACAUAAUGCCAAAACCUCAAAAUUACCACUUCUAUAUUUCAUGUUGAGCAAUUUACAUACAUUAUAUUACCUAUUAUCUCUUCUGUUUUUAGAUACAUUUUGUUACCAUGGCUACAAGCAAAAAUGGUUAGACGUAAUGAGUAGUUAUUAUAUAUCACAUUAUGAAUAUCCGGUAGUUUAUAACACCGAAUAGAUACUAAAAAUAUUUAUCAAUAUUAUAUUAGAUAGAAAAAUAAAAUAUGAUUACUAUUUUAUUAAAACAUAUUUAUUUAUUUUUUAUUUAACUAAAUAAUAAAUUAAAAAUUUACAAACUGUCCCUCAAGACUUAAAUUCUACUCGCAAUUGUACUGUUUGUAAAUGACUUCGAAUUGUCAAUUAAUCCGUGUUUUUUUUUUGUCUUUAAGUUACGCAGUAAUUUCAUAAAUACUCUACCUAUUUUAAUAAUUAUUUUUAAUUAAUAUGCUUUACUCCUGUGUAGACCCAUAUCAAUUGUACCAUAAUUGAAAAAUGCUGAUUUUUUGUCAAGGAUAAUCUUAUUUGUAAUACUCGUAAGUAUAACAGAAUACGGCGAAUAAAGCACGACGCACCUUGUAGAUAUCGAAUAUAAAAGACGACAAAUAAUACUGUGUCGUCUUUUAUAUCCAUUAAACGAUGAUGCUCCUGUCUCUUUAUGUAGCAAACAAAAUAUAGCUAUUCUGUGUGAUAUCCAUAUCCUGUAGUUUCACUACCAUAAGGAUACCCUUAUUAUUAUUAUAGACAGACGGAAUUUUCAGGCAAGGAAACCUGUAACACUGCACUCUUUCCAUAAUCUUUUGUACUUGCCCUUUUUUUAAAGUUCGCUGCUAAUACCUAUCAGUGAAAAGAAUUUUAAGAUGUUUUUUGUAGCGAUAUUUUUAUCUCCUUAAGAUAUAAAGUGUACCUAUUUUCCAUGUAUGUAUCGUAUAUAUAUGAGUGUGCUAUAGCCAGAAAUUAAGCGCUGCAACUUUUUAUUCUUCAUUGUGACAAAAUCUACAAACACUUUUUGGGCAUAAACUUAAUUAGUCCAUAUGCUUGUAUGGUUUGCAGUGUUCCAGUAAGAGCAUUUGUUAAUACACAUAUAUUAUUUUUACUCAAAAGAGUUAAUUACCAUAAGAGUAUAGGAAUAUAUUUAAACUGAAACAAAACUAUAGACAUUUUUUUUAGUACCAGAAAGAGACAUGAUAGGACCGAGCUGUAUAUGUAGACUAGUACAAAAUCUCUACCGAUAAACUUGUUUGCUAUUUUGGUGCUAAUGAGGACUUUAUAUCAAAGAUUUCACUGGCAUCCUUACUCCUUAAAUCAAAAGGCAGGGUGUGCUGCAGCGUUUUGCUGUUUCACGGUAGAAAGAUUAACAUUGUUCCCCUAAAUGAAUAUUGCCAUCUGUUUUGAUUUGUGUAGCAUAAUGAUGUUAUAAUGAUUACAGUCAAAAUAAUUUCAAUAGCGCAGUUUGGAUAUUAUAAUAAUAGUGAAUUUCCGUUUGUUUUGUAUAUAAAUAUUGCGAAAAUAUGGAAGAGGUAUCAGUGUCACCGAGCAUUCAAAGGAUUAUUUUGGAUAUCACAAAAAUGAAGACCGUUUUCAUCACCGUGGUCGCUAUGGCGAUUACUAUUGUCUUUGGCUACGACGAAAUCUUCGACAAAGUAGACGUCGACAAAAUCAUUAACGAUGAUUCUCUGUUCACUGGAUAUAUAGACUGUAUGCUCGAAAAGGGACCCUGCACUCUGGAACAUUCGGAAGAGUUCAAAAAGUUGCUCCCUGAAGUUAUUGCAACUGCCUGUGCUAAAUGCAGCCCGAUCCAAAGGCAACACGUGAGGAAAACUGUAAAAGCCCUUAGUGAGAAGAAACCAGAUGAUUUCAAAAUAUUCCGGUCUAGAUUUGACCCUAAAGGCGAAUAUGAAGCAGCAUUUACAGCAUUUUUAGUUGGCACUGACUAAACUGUAAUAACUGUAACAAUGAGCUUAAAAUAUAAUUGGAUUUACUAGAGGAUAAACGUGAAGUGUUGGUCAUUGAUUACUAUUACAAAUGCACUAUGUGGAGCAUUACUUUUAAUUAUAAUUAAAUAUUGCAAACUUGAA
Molecule: messenger RNA, 2710 nt
Organism: Galleria mellonella (greater wax moth)
Lineage: Eukaryota; Metazoa; Arthropoda; Insecta; Lepidoptera; Pyralidae
Product: ejaculatory bulb-specific protein 3
Exons: 3
Coding region: 2144-2569 (141 amino acids)
Source: RefSeq, a predicted model, not a curated record